Molecule: messenger RNA, 2400 nt
Organism: Centropristis striata (black sea bass)
Lineage: Eukaryota; Metazoa; Chordata; Actinopteri; Perciformes; Serranidae
Product: aldehyde dehydrogenase family 3 member A2-like
Exons: 11
Coding region: 132-1607 (491 amino acids)
Biological process (GO): aldehyde metabolic process
Cellular component (GO): cytoplasm
Molecular function (GO): aldehyde dehydrogenase (NAD+) activity
Source: RefSeq, a predicted model, not a curated record
UCAUUUCCCUGACGGACACGUCAACUGACCAAUCACUGACGGCGUUCGGCUGCGGCUAAUAGCAUAACUAGUUUGUUACUCGCGUCAUCAGUUAGCAUUAUAACUAACGAGAGAGAGAGAGGCUCUGAGAGAUGUCUCGGGAACAUCUGGCUGUACAGAGGGCAAGGAAGUCCUUCCAGACAGGGAAAACCAAGCCUCUGGAAUACAGAAUCCACCAGCUGAAGAGCCUUCUCCGCUUCACCACAGAGAGACGGAGGGACAUAGCAGAUGCUGUCAAAAAGGACCUCGGCAAGAGUGAACAUGGCACCGAGCUGUUUGAGACGCUGGUACUUGAGGGAGAGAUCAAGCUGGCGAUAGAGAAACUGGCAGAGUGGGCGGCUCCUCGGCCGGUGGAGAAGAACCUCCUCACCAUAUCAGAUGAGGUUUACGUGCAGCCGGAGCCUCUGGGAGUGGUGCUCAUCAUUGGGGCCUGGAACUACCCCUGGGCUGUCACCCUGCAGCCCCUGGUUGGAGCUAUUGCUGCUGGCAAUGCAGCAGUCAUAAAGCCAUCUGAGGUCAGCUCUCACUCUGCCAAGGCCAUGGAGGAACUUCUCCCUCUAUUUCUGGACAAAGAUCUGUACCCAGUAGUGACAGGUGGCGUGUCAGAGACCCAGGAGCUGCUGAAGCAGAGAUUUGACCACAUUUUCUACACGGGCAGUGGUGCAGUGGGUAGAUUUGUGAUGGAGGCUGCAGCUCGUCAGCUGACCCCAGUGACCCUGGAGCUGGGAGGGAAGAGCCCCUGCUACAUCGACAAGAACUGUGACAUCAGUGUUGCAUGUCGUCGUAUCACAUGGGGAAAGUUUGUCAACUGUGGUCAGACGUGCAUCGCUCCAGACUUCAUCCUGUGUGAACCCUGCAUCCAGGGCCGAGUCGUAGACGAGAUCAAGAAGUGCAUUAAGGAGUUUUACACAGAUAAUCCAGAAACCUUUGAGGACUACGGACGCAUUAUUAACCAGCGCCACUUUAAGAGGCUCAUGGCUCUGAUGGAGGGCAGCACAGUCGCUGUUGGUGGAGAGAGUGAUGAAUCCCAGUGCUACAUAGCUCCUACUGUGUUAAAGGAUGUGACGGGAGAAUCCAAAGUGAUGAAGGAGGAGAUCUUCGGGCCACUGCUGCCCAUAAUCACAGUGAGCGGUGUAGACGAGGCCAUCCAGUUCAUUAACGAGAGAGAAAAACCUCUGGUUAUAUACAUCUUCUCCCACGACAACAAGCUGAUCAAACGGGUGAUAGCUGAGACGUCCAGUGGAGCUCUGCUGGCUAAUGACUGUCUGGUUCACUUCACUGUCAGCGCUCUGCCCUUUGGAGGAGUUGGUAACAGUGGUAUGGGCUGCUACCACGGCCGGCACAGCUUCGACCAGCUCAGCCACCUGCGCAGCUGUCUGAUCAAGCAGCUGAAGAUGGAGGGAGUGAACAGCAUGCGUUACCCUCCGCACACAGCCAAAAAGCUGGGCUGGGCCCGCUUUUUUUUGCUGAAGCAGGUCAAUGUGUGCAGACUGCGGCGCAUGGCACUGCUGGCCUUGUUGGCCGGCCUGGCGGCAUUUGUGGUGCAGAGGUUCCUGCAGUGGGGCUGAGGAUCAGGAAGGUGGUUGCGGCCUGAGCUGAACCCUGGUGGUGCAGGUGAUCCUGGGACAGCUACAGUGAAAUACAGCACUCCUGUGAUUUACUGGUCCAUAUCAUUUCACAUUUAUGAAGAUAUAUCUGACUGUUCUGUCCUUUUAUUGCAUUUCACUUCUGUUAAACCACUAAGCUGCUAUUAACGUUUUUAGUGUUUUAUAACUAGCAAUAUUACCUGUUACAUUUGUAUUUAACAUUGUAAAUGUAGAUUUUUCUUUUUAGAUUCUGAAAUAAUGAAACACAUACCAUCACUGCUGAUCGAACUAGGUUGCAGUGAUGCAUUGUUAAUUUUUAUUACAUACAGUCAUGGGAAAAAAUAUUAGACCAUUUUUUUCUUCAAUUUCUUGUUCAUAUUAAUGCCUGGUUCAACUAAAGGUUUGUUUGGACGAAUAUAAUGAUAACAACGAAAAUGCGUCAAAGAUGUUUAAUUUAAAAGCUGAUAUCUAGCCAUUUUCAAUCGUUUUCUCAAUGAUUUUGGUGAUUAUCAAGUAAAACAUGGAAAAUGGCUAGAUGUCAGCAAAUCUUAUGAGCUAUUUUUGUUGUUAUCAUUAUGUUUGUCCAAACAAAUGUACCUUUAGUUGCACCAGGCAUUAAAAUGAGCAAGAAAUUGAAGAAAAAAUGGUCUAAUAUUUUUUCCAUGACUUUAAUGAGAAACAAUGACACAAACUCUCUUUAAGUGUGACUAUUACAUCUGCUUUUAAUGAUGCCAGUUCUGUUUGUUGCACUGACAUUAAACCGCUGCAAAACAAA